Molecule: messenger RNA, 2385 nt
Organism: Physcomitrium patens
Lineage: Eukaryota; Viridiplantae; Streptophyta; Bryopsida; Funariales; Funariaceae
Product: phytoene synthase 2, chloroplastic
Biological process (GO): biosynthetic process
Molecular function (GO): squalene synthase [NAD(P)H] activity; geranylgeranyl diphosphate synthase activity
Source: RefSeq, a predicted model, not a curated record
UGGACUUCAUCUUUAUAGCGGCUUUUGUGCCUCGGUUUGUACCGGUUUGGCUGGACAAUUUUGUUUUGCGUGGGAGACUCGCAGUGGAUGAAUAAACCAAUCGUGAUUGCUGCACCUCGUUAGCAGACAGAGAGACUAUUUUGUCGUGUCCUUUCCUGGUUUGGGGUGGAAUCGGAAGGAGCUCGUAAGAGUCUGUGAGGAGUUACGGGGUUUGAGUUCGAUCGGGAUGUGUCGAAGGCUGAAUUUGGAGAUGUUUCUUGGUGGUGGUGGUGGUGGUGGACGUAGUUGAGGUUGGACUGAGCGAGGAGUUGUUUGGUUUUUUUUGUAGUUUUUGGGAGAAGUUGGGUUCAAGCGCAAUGCAGGCUGUGGGAUUUGGAGCUGCGAUCAGCAUUGAGAAGCUUUCGUGGGGAGAGAGUGUUCUAGGUGGAGAUGCGGAGAUUCGCAGCCCUGGAGAUUGCAACGACUCACUAGUGAAGUUGCGUUGUGGUCGGAACGCGAGAGUGGUUGCUUGCGCUACCAGCUACAGCGUUCCCCCGGCAGCGUUGACGGAGGCGAGCGUUUUGACAAGAGAGCGUUAUGGCUUCCGCGCUCAGUCCAGCGUUACCACAGAGCCGUCGGAGAGGAGUUUCAUGUCCGCUGAGCAGAAGGUGUUCGAGGUGGUGCAAAAGCAGGCUGCCAUGGUCAACGAGGAGCGGCGACGAAGCGUAAUGUCCUUGCAAGAUGUGCGGUCUCACUUUAUGGCUGGUAGCGCUGUGAAUGUGUUGGACGAGGCUUAUGUUCGCUGCGGCGAGGUUUGUGCUGAGUACUCGAAGACCUUCUAUCUGGGAACGAAGCUUAUGACUCCGGAAAGGCAACGUGCCAUUUGGGCUAUAUAUGUAUGGUGCAGGAGGACGGACGAACUUGUAGAUGGGCCUAAUGCAUCUCGCAUCACCCCCACUGCUCUUGACCGGUGGGAAGAUCGGUUCGAGGAUAUUUUUAGGGGACAGCCAUAUGACAUGCUGGAUGCUGCACUUGCUGAUACAGUCACCAAAUUUCCUGUCGAUAUUCAGCCCUUCCGAGAUAUGAUUGAUGGGAUGAGGAUGGAUAUGGUGAAAUCGAGAUAUGCCAAUUUUGACGAACUCUACCUGUACUGUUACAAUGUAGCCGGCACCGUGGGUCUCAUGAGCGUACCUGUUAUGGGCAUUGCGCCUGAGUCAAAAGCCACCACUGAAAGUGUCUACAACAACGCUUUGGCGUUAGGAAUCGCAAACCAGCUUACAAAUAUCCUGCGGGAUGUCGGAGAAGAUGCACGGCGUGGCAGAAUCUACCUCCCACAAGAUGAACUGGCGCGUUUCGGUAUAUCGGAUGCAGACAUUUUUGCUGGAAAGGUUUCUGAUAAAUGGAGGGCCUUCAUGAAAGACCAGAUUAAGAGGGCUAGAGUGUUCUUCGUGGAGGCUGAGAAAGGUGUACGUGAGCUGGACAAAGACAGUCGCUGGCCGGUAUGGUCCGCCCUGAUUUUGUACCAGAAAAUAUUGGAUGCUAUCGAAGCAAACGAUUAUGAUAAUUUCACAAGAAGAGCUUAUGUGGCCAAAUGGCAGAAGCUUGUCUCUCUUCCGGUUGCGUAUGGCCGAGCGUUGGUUCCACCUCCAGAUGCACUAGCCAGGUUAUCACGUUGACUAUGAAAUGCUGAUGUACUCCAAGUGGCAAUGAAUGUCGAAGUCCACGAAGAUCCGGUGUACUCUCGCGUGGAAUCCUUCAUGUUCUGUACUCCUAUUACUACUCUGGGUCAAAACUCAGACCUAGGAGGCAGCCCCAGAAGCUGUAGAUCCAGUCGUGAAGUUACCAAGCCUACCAAGCCUUCUUUAAACUUUGUGGGUAGGCGGUGAACCAAUCAAGUGGACUGGACAUCAAUGAAAUUGUACAUAACCAUCUAAACAUAAAUAUAAAUCAUUCACUCCUGUUUAGCUCCACUUCGUGAACUACGAUGUCUGGUUGAUAGAUCAAUAGUUAGACAUGUUAGUGUGCAAUGAAUGAAUGGCACCGAUGGUGAGAAUUUCUCACUACCGGUACAGCAUCGGCACAACCUGCUGGAAUGCUAGUGGUGAAGCUCCGACAGGUGAUGCUAAAAAUCACUAUCAAGCACCUCAGACGUGGUUGUAUUCAUACAAUUCUCUUGUGGUGAUUGUUACUCAAGUGUAAAGCUUUUGUAGAAGAGUAUAUCUGUUAGUUUUAAUAUGAGCAAACACCGUUUGUGUCGGUUGCUUACACUCAUUUGUGGGCGGCUUUUCAAGUAUAAACUAUGCUUGGCUCCUGGCAACUUCCUACUUUAGCCCUACUUCUCCAUGGAGGCAUGUUGGCAGGGAUAUCACUGUAAAUAUUGGGAUUAAUAAGAGUUUUUACCUAAGA